AUGAGUCGGACCACCUUUUUUGAGGUGAGGGUCCUGAAUGGCAAGACCAAAGAGCAUCUUUGUUUUUUAGAUAAGGUUGAGCCUUAUUCAACAAUAGGAGACAUUAAGAGCCUCUUCCACAAAUCAUAUCCUCACUGGUAUCCAGCAAGACAAGCCCUGAGCCUUGACCCCAAGGACAAAUCACUCAGAGACGAAGACAUUUUACAGAAUCUACCAGUCGGGACUACUGCUACCAUGUACUUCAGAGAUCUUGGUCCUCAGAUAGGUUGGACUAUGGUGUUUCUGGCAGAGUGCAUCGGGCCCCUUCUCACCUACCUCCUCUUCUAUUUUCGUGUGCCGUACAUUUACUCUCACAGAUAUGCCUUAACCUCUAGUCCUCAUCAGGUUGUCAGACUAGCCUGUGCCUGUCACACCUGCCACUAUAUGAAGAAGUUGAUAGAGACUAUCUUUGUGCAUCGUUUCUCCCAUGGGACCAUGCCUCUCAGGACGAUAGUCAGGAACUGUUCCUAUUACUGGGGUUGCUCUGCUUGGUUGGCCUACUAUAUCAACCAUCCACUGUAUACACCUCCAUCAUAUGGAGAACUACAAGUCAACUAUGCAUUAUUCAUAUUUAUGAUGUGUGAACUGGGAAACUUCUCCAUUCACUUGACUCUAAAUAAUCUCAGAGCAGAGGGAUCCAGGUGCAGAAGAUUUCCAGCACCAACAAAGAACCCCUUCACAUGGCUAUUUUUCUUUGUUUCCUGUCCAAAUUACACAUAUGAGGUUGGAGCUUGGAUGAGCUUUUCCAUCAUGACCCAGUGUCUGCCAGUGGCAUUGUACACAUUACUGGGGUUCCUUCAGAUGGCCAUCUGGGCCAAAGGGAAGCACAAAGCCUACAGCAGGGAGUUCAAGGACUAUCCCAGCGUCCGGAUGGCCAUUAUCCCCCUGGUUCUCUGA
This is a messenger RNA of Trematomus bernacchii (emerald rockcod), 936 nucleotides long. RefSeq names its product very-long-chain enoyl-CoA reductase. The record is from RefSeq and is a predicted model, not a curated record. NCBI's taxonomy places the organism in Eukaryota, Metazoa, Chordata, Actinopteri, Perciformes, Nototheniidae. Gene Ontology annotation, molecular function: oxidoreductase activity, acting on the CH-CH group of donors. The transcript is spliced from 13 exons. The coding region runs from base 1 to 936 and encodes 311 amino acids. Gene Ontology annotation, biological process: very long-chain fatty acid biosynthetic process.